Molecule: messenger RNA, 903 nt
Organism: Bacidia gigantensis
Lineage: Eukaryota; Fungi; Ascomycota; Lecanoromycetes; Lecanorales; Ramalinaceae
Exons: 3
Coding region: 1-903 (300 amino acids)
Biological process (GO): protein transport
Source: RefSeq, a predicted model, not a curated record
AUGGCUCCGUCAUCGUCACUUGUGUCUAAGAUCAAGGUGCAACUGAAGCUUGCCAUCAGUCGUCUGCGGAUGACACAGCAAAAAGAUGCUGCCAUAGCGAAACAGCAACGUCGAGCAAUGGGUCAAUUACUCGAGCUCGGAAAAGAAGAAUCCGCCCGCAUUCGAGUGGAAAAUAUAAUCCGAUCUGACAUUCAGACGGAGCUUCAUGAGAUCCUUGAGCUCUACUGUGAGCUCCUCCUUGCGCGCACAGGCUUGAUGGAGGCAAAAGAGUGUGAUCCUGGGCUAGAAGAAGCCGCAAAGUCAAUCAUAUAUGCAGCACCCCGUACAGAGAUCAAAGAGCUUCAUCAAGCACGAGCCUUGCUAGUGGAGAAGUACGGGAAAGAUUUCGGGCUGGAAGCCGCAAAUAAUACAGUUGGAAAAGUUGCCGAGAGAGUUGUACGAAAGCUGAGGGUGGAACCGCCUAAGCAAGAGCUUGUGACCCUGUAUUUGAAGGAAAUCGCAAGAGCGUACGGUAUUGACUGGCCAAAGGGAGACAACAAGCCUGACGUAGACAUGGACGACGACGAUGAGCCUUCAGGCGGUGAAGCUGUAAAGAAUCUUGAAGACCCACUUACUACAGAAGAACUCAGCAAAGCUACACCUCCACGCGACAUUGGUCCGAAGUCGCCUGUCAGCGUCGCCCCUCCCAAGCAUACCACUGACAACCCAAGUCCAUCGGUCAAGCUACCUCAGCCGCCAGACCUUAAACCAGGCGCGAAAAUGACUGGUAUGAAACAACGAGCAUCUGGCACUGAAGCGAAGAGCAGUACCAAUGGAGAUUCAGAAGGUCAGAAAGAUGUUGUGGGAGGGAGAAUACCGGACGUAGACGAAUUAGCAAAGCGAUUCGCUGCGCUUAAGAAAUGA